Molecule: messenger RNA, 4962 nt
Organism: Schistosoma bovis
Lineage: Eukaryota; Metazoa; Platyhelminthes; Trematoda; Strigeidida; Schistosomatidae
Source: the annotation of a GenBank genome assembly
AGAAGGCAAGUAUAAUGCAUAUUUUCGAAUAUGUAAAUAUCGAGACGGAAGUGAUCGUCCUAGAAAAUAUUUAACAUUUCAGUCGAUAAGAUACACAAUUUCGGAAAAACAACUAAAAUUCCAGACGAAAAUUAGGAUAAAUCACAUAGGGGCUGUGUUGUACUGCAAAGCAACGAAAAUGAUUUUGAUUUCCUGUUUCGUCAAAUGUCUGAUGUUCAUAACUGUAUCAUCAAUUACUUACCCACCAACGUUCAUUGAAAUGCCUCCAAGCGAUAAAGUUUUUAUACCUGGUGAAGCUAUCCGUUUACCAUGUGUUGCCAAAGGUUCUCCUUCACCUAAGUGAGUUUUGAAGUAGAUAUACCGAUCAUUUAGAUAUUUUUGGUACAAGAACGGACAAUACUUCAAUUGGGCAGCCAAUACUGGGAGAUAUACGAAGUGGCCAGAUCAUGGUACACUCGUGAUCGCUAGACCAGGAACUGAUGAUGACGGGAUGUAUCAGUGUAUUGCAAAAAAUCAGUUUGGAACUGCACUUUCUAUCAUUGUCAAUGUUAAAAGGGCUGAGCUUGGGGACUUUGAGUUAACAAAAGAACAAAAAGUACGUGCAUCUCUGGGUCAAUCUGUCAGGCUUGCUUGUCAAGUUCCAGUUGGUUAUCCACCUCCAGUCGUCACAUGGCAAACGGAGAAAAAUGCUCAGAUUCAUUAUUUAAAAGAAACGAAUCGAAGAGCAACUGAUAUUAAUGGUUAUCUUUACAUUGCUACAGUUAUCCCUGAAGAUGAUGAUACACUAUAUACAUGUGUAGCAAAUAAUGAAGUACUACGUAUUCAGAAGAGUGGUCCGUCGUUUCGUCUCUCUGUUCAUGGACAACAGUCUACAUACCCAGUGAAGACAGACUACAGGUCCCCAAGAACAGAAGAUGCUGCAGUUGGUGAUAUAGUUCAACUGAGAUGUAUCUACAGUGGUUAUCCUGAACCACAGUAUACCUGGUUCAAAGAUGAAAGUGAAAAAAUUACUCUGCCGAAUGUAAAGAUUAAGAAUAUGGGCACAAUGUUAGAAAUAAACCCUGUAACUAUUGAAUCUGCUGGUGAAUACAGAUGUCAAGGAAUAAAUGAAGUAACAAAAAAUACAGUGAAUAGUCAAUUUACCGUCUUUGUACGAGUUCGUCCGAAAUUUAUAGAAAAACCUGAAGAUAUUACUGUACCUGUAAAUGGAUCAGUAACAUUUCGAUGUACAGCAUCAGGAGAUCCACCGCCUAAAAUACGUUGGACUAUAAAUGGUGAAGAUCCAUCUAGUUAUUUAGAUGGUGUACGUAAAGUUUUACAUGGAAAUACAAUGCAAUUGAGUAAUUUAACAAUUAAAGAUAGCGCAGUUAUUCAGUGUAAUGCAUCUAAUAAAUUUGGCUAUGCUUUUACAAAUGCUUAUGUAAAUGUUAUGCGUGAAGCACCUUAUUUUAUGAAACCACCAGAAUCUGUUGUACGUGCGGUAGACGGAAAUCAAGUCACAUUAUUUUGUCAAACAUUUUCAGCACCCAAAGCUAUCAUCUCAUGGACUAAAGAUAGACGACCAAUUAAUGGUGGUCGAUAUAAAAUAUUAGCAUCUGGGGAUUUAUUUAUUGAAUCUGUGGCUAUUACUGAUUCUGGUGUUUAUGAGUGCACAGCAACAAAUCCAUUUGGAAGUAAAAAGGCCUCAGGGAAAUUGUUAGUAAGACGCAAAACUAGAAUUGUUCUUGCUCCAAUCAACACAAGAGUAUAUGAAAAUGAUGUCGUCAAAUUUGUCUGUACAGCUGAAACGGAUCCAGCCGAAGUAUCUAAUCUUAAAAUUACAUGGUAUAAGGAUGAUAAUUAUAUUGAUCCAAAUUUAACACCUAGAAUUCAACAAGUCUGGUUUGAUUAUGCGUUGGUUUUAAGUGGUGCCCAACCUCGUGAUACUGGACAGUAUCGUUGUAAUGCUAGUAAUGGUUUAGAUUUUGAUACAGCUACUGCACCACUACUUGUCCAAGGUCGACCAGAACAAGCCAUUAAUGUACAAGUUAAUUGUGUUGAUUUUAUUAAUGAGGAAUUGGCUCUGAUAACUUGGUAUCCAGGAUCUGAUAAUUAUGCUCCUAUUAUGGAGUAUAUAGUUGAAUAUUCCACCCAAUUUGAACGCGACACCUGGUAUCCAGCUGAAAUCUUCAACUUAACUGGAUUGGUUCAAAGUACUUCAAUUAAGGUUGUGUUAAGGCCAAAUAUCCAAUAUCAGUUUCGUGUUCGAACAAGAAACCGUGUUGGUGUUUCUCUACCUAGUCAACCAACUACAAAAACAUGCGGUAUUCCUGGACGUGUACCAUCAGUUAAUCCUAGAGAACUUUAUGUAUUUGGAACAAUAGGCAAUAAUCUAGUGAUUAGAUGGACAACAUUGCCGUUUAUAGAACAUAAUGGAAACAAUUUAGGUUAUAUUCUUACUGUUCAAUGUUUGAAUUGUGCCUCUGUACAAUCAAGUGCCGUGAAUACAACAGUAAUAGGUGAUUGGAGAACUGAUCGUAUUGUAUAUACAUCAUUUAAAGCUGGUGUUGUUGUUUCUGAAAUUGAAUCUUAUAAAUUAUUUCGAGUUACAAUACAAAGUCGCAAUGAAAAAGGUGUCAGUACUCAGUCGCCUACUGUGGCUUUAGGUUAUUCUAGUGAAGCUAUGCCAACAGUUUCACCACCGGCACCUACUGUUAUAAAUUCAACUGUUCAAGGAGUUCAUUUAAAGUUAAAAAUAAUAGAAGCUAAUCAAGUAGCUGAUAUUAAAGGAUUUUUUAGAGGUUAUCGAAUUGAAUGGUGUGAUGCAAGUUUAGAUCCAGUAAAAUGUGAUGCAUUAAGACAAUUUAAAGAUAUAAUAUUUCGUGUACCUAGUACUCCAGUUCUUUAUACCAAUCGUCGACGAAGAUCUAUAGAAACGAUGGAGAAAACGAUUGAUCAUCCAAGUACAACUGAAGGUGAUAUUUUUCAUGCCUAUGAAUCAGUUUUGGAACGUUAUCUACCUGCUUCAAGAAAAGCUUAUUAUAAAUGGCUUAUGCAUUCCGCAGUACUUGAUGAACCGAAUCCUAUUUGCAAAAGUACUCCCAAAAGAAAUAUAUCAUGUCCAGGAGCUGGUUUGUUUCCUCGAGCUGCUCAGUCACCAUCUGUACUUGGAGAUGCUUAUAGCAUGUUACUUGCUCGCAGACCCCGCCAAUCUCUUUCUCCUGUUAGCCCAAUGGAUGAACAGUCAAUACAACCAGAAUUUAAUUGGGGUAUGAGCAUAAACUACUUGCUUACUGGAGUUCCUGGUGCAACAAAUAUUAAACUGUGGAUUCGGGUUCUAACUAAUAAAUACGCUGGUCCGGCUAGUCCUAUUGUAGAAUUAAUGACAUCAGGUGGUUUAUCUGGUCCAAUAUCCAAUUUACAGGCAGAUGCAAUCAGUGUUAACUAUAUCGAUGUAUCAUGGUCUAUACCAACUGAACCAAAUGGAUAUAUUAUAGGCUAUGAACUUGAAGCUAUGGAAUUAAAUGGUUUGGACGUUGGCUAUGGAUUUAGAUAUCCUCCAAUCACAGAUAACUCUUCAACAUCCUAUCGAAUGUCCCGAUUGAAAGGAAACACAACAUACCGUAUAACAAUAUGGCCAAUUACGGCAGCUGGUCUUGGAGUUGAUAAUUUUAUUGACAUACAAACAGCACCAACUGAUCAAGCUCCUAGUCCACCAACAUUCGUUAUUACUCAUGUGACUGAGACUGGAUUUACUAUUAUAUAUGAACCUAGUCAUGUUGGUCUACCAGGCACUGUAUUUUUUGUUCAGUAUCGUCAACCUGGUAUUGUUCAUUGGUUAGAAUCAGUUCGUACAUUUAUAAACCGGACAAUAACUGUUGAUGGACUAAUGUCAGAUACAACGUACACAGUACGAAUGGUUGCGACUAAUGGUGAUGUUUUGUCAACAGCAAGUGAAGACAGAGUGAUACACACACUAGGUGGUCCUAGUCCAGGAAGCUUAGCUGGAGAUAGCGGAACAUGGUUUAUUAUUGUUUGCACUUUGCUACUUUUCUUCAUAGCACUACUUAUUCUGUUAAUAUUAGUAAGAAAAAGACGACUUGAAGUUGUGCAAAAGAAAGCAAAUGAACCUUUAAUGGAAUCACAUCAAUCUCUUAUGAGCCCUGAAUAUGCUCAACCAGGAGAUCCUGAUGCUCAGUUUUUGUAUCAUCUUCCAGAACACAAUUAUCAAGCUUUUUCAGAAUCAAGACAUUCGUUAGGCGACCCACUGUCACGACCUACCAAUCCCGAUGUUGAUGGAAAUGAAAGUGAAGAUCAAUGGUCUCCUAGUGAAUCUGAAACAGUCCGAAAUCGCGGAUUACGAAAUCGAGAAAUUGAUCAUUUUGAAUCAGAAUUUGAAAGAUCCCCUGGACCAAGUGAUAGUGAAAUAGGUCAAGAAAGUUAUAAUAGAUCACGAAAUAUCCCUCAAGUACCAAAACGUCGUAUACGACCAUCAUCUUCACGAAAUCGCAAUACAAUUAGUAACAAUAGUAAUUCUUCCAUUCACUCUUAUAAUGCAGAAGAUCCUACAAUAAUCUAACAGUUUAUCUUAGUACCUUUUAUCUUUUAACUUUUUUUUAUAAAUAAAGAAUUCAAUGAUAUGUUCACUACUGUAAACCAGAUAGAGAUCUGGAUUAAUUAAUAAAACGAAAUGUUGUUUUUCAAAAGAUAUUCGUUGAAAUAAUUUAAUGUAUUUUGUUUUUAUAAUUUUAUGGGUUGUAGUGAAUUUGAAAUUCUCCAUAUAUUUAUCAUUCAGCAUAAGUUGAAUGAUAGAAAAUUGACAGAAAAAACCAGUUAUCUUUGACUAAUUGUCUCAAAAUAUUCUAAUCAUAGUGGUUUAUUCAUUAUUAACAAAAUCACAUGAAAUGUCAAAAUGAUAUUCGAUGAAAUGUAAUUAUUUGUACACUUGUUUUGCUAAAUAUAGACUUCUGUUAAAAUAUAGUC